AGUUGAAAGCGUUAUGUGCCAAAGAUCUUUGAUUUCGUUUAACCAGGGAUAAUUUGAGGCUUCAACCUAACAUUAUUAGAUUACUAUAAUUUUCAAUUCUGAAUGAUGAAUGACGUAUGUAUGCUUAGUUUAUCAUGUUUCUGGGCUUGCUCGUGGUCGUUUUCUGUAAUUCUUCAGGGAAUUGAAUUUAACAUAUACGUGGAUUCUCUUUCGAGCAUGUUCAAUUUAUGAAGCUGCGGGUUUUAUAUGAAUAGCUGCACUCGUUGUGUUUGUCUGUGAUAAAUUUUGGAUGUCACAAUUACGAAUAAUUGUUGUACCUUUGAUAUACUCCUCUGUUCAAUGCAGGGCGUGCGAACAUUUCAAAUUGUUCAAUGGGUUGCACAAGUACUCGUUUGGUGGACACGGGUUGGAUUUGGCGAUUGUUCAACUUAACUCUAAGGUCCCGUUCAGUUACAAUGCUGUUGGUAGAAUUAAAGCAACACUGAACUCUGGUGGAGGAGACCUACAAUCUUAUCCAAACAGCUCUAAUGUUCUGAAAAAUGAUGGUCUGGCUGGUGUUGGAACUGAGGUUCAACAUGAUGAAAUAGCAUUUGGAACACUAGGAGCAGACACUGCGGCACCGGCAAGGAGUGGUUUCUCUGAUGACAAUGAUGAAUUUGAUUUGGACAGUCCAACAGAAGGUUUUGCUUCCAUUCCAGAGGCCAUCGAAGACAUUCAGAAUGGAAAGAUGGUAGUGGUUGUAGAUGACGAGGACAGAGAAAAUGAAGGAGACUUGAUAAUGGCAGCGGAGUUGGCAACACCUGAGGCUAUGGCUUUUAUUGUGAAGCAUGGAACUGGGAUAGUUUGUGUAAGCAUGAAGGAGGAAGAUUUGGAGAGAUUGGAACUUCCUUUGAUGGUAAACAGUCGGGAUAAUGAUGAAAAGCUUCGCACUGCAUUCACUGUGACAGUGGAUGCUAAAUAUGGUACUACCACAGGGGUAUCAGCUCAUGAUAGAGCAACAACAGUCUUGGCCCUUGCAUCCAGAGAUUCAAAACCAAGUGAUUUCAACCGACCGGGCCAUAUUUUCCCCCUAAAGUACAGGGAAGGUGGUGUGUUGAAGAGAGCUGGACAUACUGAAGCUUCGGUUGAUCUUGCCAUACUUGCUGGUUUGAAUCCAGCAGCAGUUCUGUGUGAGAUUGUGGAUGAUGAUGGUUCCAUGGCUAGAUUACCUAAGCUUCGUCAGUUUGUGGAACGUGAAAAUUUGAAAAUUAUAUCCAUUGCUGAUUUAAUAAGGUACCGAAGGAAGAGAGAUAAACUAGUACAACGUGCUGGUGAUGCACAAAUACCUACAAUGUGGGGGCCAUUUGCAGCUAACUGCUAUAGGUCACUUCUAGAUGGGAUUGAGCAUAUUGCAAUGGUUAAGGGUGACAUUGGAGAUGGACACGAUGUUCUUGUGAGGGUACACUCAGAGUGUCUCACUGGAGACAUAUUUGGAUCUGCCAGAUGUGACUGUGGAAGUCAGCUUGCUCUUGCAAUGCAACAGAUUGAGGCUGCUGGUAGAGGUGUGUUGGUGUAUCUUCGGGGACAUGAAGGAAGGGGUAUUGGGUUGGGCCACAAACUUCGUGCCUAUAACCUACAGGAUGAUGGGCGAGAUACUGUAGAAGCCAAUGAGGAGUUGGGAUUGCCCGUUGACUCGAGGGAGUAUGGAAUUGGUGCACAGAUAUUGAGGGACUUGGGUGUUCGUUCUAUGAAACUAAUGACAAACAAUCCGGCAAAAUAUGUUGGGCUCAAAGGUUAUGGUUUGACAAUUUCCGGUAGGAUCCCAUUGAUAUCACUUAUAACAAAAGAGAACAGGAAAUACUUGGAGACCAAACGUGUGAAAAUGGGCCACAUGUAUGGCUUGGAAUUUAACAGCAAAUUGAACUAUCAAGACAGUGGCAAUGGUAAAGCCAGUAGUGAUGAUGAUUCUAAUACUGCACCUGGCUUAUAAACCUGCUUUUUCAAUUCUAUAUCACAGCAGAUGAGGAAGGGCGGUGCAGAUUUCCAUCCUGCAGAUGGAUCUAAAGAGAGAAUCAAUGAUUCGACUCGUGAUCCAAUUUUGCUAAUUCAUUUGCCUGAUUUUUCUUCAGGCAGACUCUAUAAAUUUGGCUUCCUCCAGCAUUCUUCGCUUUGAAACUUUAUCUAGUGCCAUGUAAUGUAUAAAGGAUAAUAGAUGAGAGUAUUGCCUAGGGAAAUUUGAGGUUGACUUGUUUUCUUUUGCGUUCAUUAUUUAAAGGUGCUUUUGUAUAGUUUUAUUAUACAGGGUACUGGGUACUGUUGUAGAGGUUGGUUGUAUGAAGGUACCAUUUUUUGUUAU
This is a messenger RNA of Abrus precatorius (Indian licorice), 2335 nucleotides long. Its product is annotated as bifunctional riboflavin biosynthesis protein RIBA 1, chloroplastic-like. The transcript has 6 exons. Gene Ontology annotation, molecular function: GTP cyclohydrolase II activity; 3,4-dihydroxy-2-butanone-4-phosphate synthase activity. Lineage: Eukaryota; Viridiplantae; Streptophyta; Magnoliopsida; Fabales; Fabaceae. The record is from RefSeq and is a predicted model, not a curated record. Gene Ontology annotation, biological process: riboflavin biosynthetic process. Gene Ontology annotation, cellular component: chloroplast. The coding region runs from base 290 to 1969 and encodes 559 amino acids.